Molecule: messenger RNA, 203 nt
Organism: Meloidogyne enterolobii
Lineage: Eukaryota; Metazoa; Nematoda; Chromadorea; Rhabditida; Meloidogynidae
Source: the annotation of a GenBank genome assembly
CACGACACAAAAAAUCGACCAAUGGUUAAUUGUCUUAAUGGAACUUGGUCACAUUUCGCUGCCAAAAAUGGCCAGCGAAAAUGCCCAAUUCUCAAUUAGUUUUUACAAAAUCAACUCAUGGUGCAGUUGCAAAAUAUCAUUGUUUGCAUGGAUUUCGACCUUCUUCGCCCAACAAUUUAAUUAAAUGUCUUUAUGGAAAGUAA